Messenger RNA from Cervus elaphus (red deer), 6020 nucleotides. It is a transcript of the gene LIG3, whose product is annotated as DNA ligase 3. Gene Ontology annotation, molecular function: DNA binding; DNA ligase (ATP) activity; ATP binding. Lineage: Eukaryota; Metazoa; Chordata; Mammalia; Artiodactyla; Cervidae. The transcript has 20 exons. The coding region runs from base 240 to 3248 and encodes 1002 amino acids. Gene Ontology annotation, biological process: double-strand break repair via alternative nonhomologous end joining; DNA biosynthetic process; lagging strand elongation. Gene Ontology annotation, cellular component: DNA ligase III-XRCC1 complex. The record is from RefSeq and is a predicted model, not a curated record.
UUCCCGGCCCGGCUGCGUUCAGGCCUCAGCGGUUUCCCUUCUCGGGUCCCUCUGAGGAAAUGCUGAGUGGCGGCCGAGGGGGGCCUGUGAGCCAGGCGGAGUUCCCCAAACGGCUCCGUGCCUCCUGGUGACCCAGCGCCUCCCGGACCCUGCGGAGGGGAGGGCGCGGCUAGGUGCCGUCCCCCCGGCUCCUGGAGUCCUGGGGGCGGCUUUUCAUAAAUCGCUUUACAGGAAGCUCUAUGACUUUGGCUUUUAAGAUCCUCCUCCCACCAACCCUCCGUGCACUCAGGAAAAAAGAACUGUUCCUAUUCCAAGAACAUCACCGGCCUGACAUAAGACACUUUGGCCAGUGGUCAGAAACAGUUCUUCGUGGACACCACCUCCUCCAGAGAAGAAAGCCUGUUCCGUCCUUCCAGAAAAGCAACCUAAGCCCACGUGCCACCUGCCUUGUUUUCUUGUCAGGAUCGCAUGUGGGACGCUGCAGUGGCCCCUGUGAGAUGGCAGAGCAACGCUUCUGUGUGGACUACGCCAAGCGUGGCACCGCUGGCUGCAAAAAAUGCAAGGAAAAGAUUGUCAAGGGCGUAUGCCGAAUCGGCAAAGUGGUGCCCAAUCCCUUUUCAGAGUCGGGGGGCGAUAUGAAAGAGUGGUACCACAUUAAAUGCAUGUUUGAGAAACUGGAGCGGGCCCGGGCCACCACAAAAAAAAUUGAGGACCUCACCGAGCUGGAAGGCUGGGAAGAGCUGGAAGAGAACGAGAAAGAGCAGAUAAGUCAGCACAUUGCAGAUCUGUCUUCCAAGGCAGCAGGCACACCAAAGAAGAAAGCUGUUGUCCAGGCUAAGUUGACAGCCACUGGCCAGGUGGCAUCUCCGGUGAAAGGUGCCUCAUUUGUCACCAAUUCCAAUCCCCGGAAGUUUUCUGGCUUUUCAGCCAAGCCCAACAACUCUGGGGAAGCCCACUCCAGCCCUACCCCCAAGGCCCCUAAGACAAGUCUGUCCUCAAGCAAAUGUGACCCAAAACACAAGGAUUGUCUGCUGCGUGAGUUUCGGAAGUUGUGUGCCAUGGUGGCUGAAAAUCCUAGCUACAACACGAAAACCCAGAUCAUCCAGGACUUCCUUCAGAAAGGCUCAGCAGGAGAUGGUUUCCACGGCGACGUGUACCUAACAGUGAAGCUGCUGCUGCCGGGUGUUAUUAAGAGUGUUUACAACUUGAAUGAUAAGCAGAUUGUGAAGCUUUUCAGCCGCAUUUUUAACUGCAACUCAGAUGACAUGACACGAGACCUAGAGCAGGGUGACGUGUCAGAGACAAUCAGAGUCUUCUUUGAGCAGAGCAAGUCUUUCCCUCCAGCUGCCAAGAGCCUCCUUACCAUCCAGGAGGUGGAUGAGUUCCUCAUGCAGCUCUCCAAGCUCACCAAGGAGGACGAGCAGCAACAGGCCCUGCAGGACAUCGCCUCCAGGUGUACAGCCAAUGACCUUAAGUGCAUCAUCAGGUUGAUCAAGCAUGAUCUGAAGAUGAACUCAGGUGCAAAACACGUGUUAGAUGCCCUAGACCCCAAUGCCUAUGAAGCCUUCAAAGCCUCGCGCAACCUGCAGGAUGUGGUGGAGCGGGUCCUCCGCAACGAGCAGGAGGUGGAGAAGGAGCCAGGCCAGAGACGAGCUCUGCGUGUGCAGGCCUCUCUGAUGACCCCGGUGCAGCCCAUGCUGGCUGAGGCCUGCAAGUCCAUCGAGUACGCCAUGAAGAAGUGUCCCAAUGGCAUGUUCUCUGAGAUCAAGUAUGACGGGGAGCGAGUCCAGGUGCAUAAGAAGGGGGACCACUUCAGCUACUUCAGCCGCAGUCUCAAGCCCGUCCUGCCGCACAAGGUGGCCCACUUUAAGGACUUCAUCCCCCGGGCUUUCCCUGGGGGCCACAGCAUGAUAUUGGACUCUGAGGUGCUCCUGAUCGACAACAGGACAGGCAAACCACUGCCCUUUGGGACUCUAGGAGUGCACAAGAAAGCUGCCUUCCAGGAUGCUAAUGUCUGCCUGUUUGUGUUUGAUUGUAUCUACUUCAAUGAUAUCAGCUUGAUGGAUAGGCCUCUGUGUGAGCGGCGGAAGCUUCUUCAUGACAACAUGGUUGAAAUUCCCAACCGGAUCAUGUUCUCAGAAAUGAAGCAAGUCACAAAAGCUUCCGACUUGGUGGACAUGAUCAACAGGGUGAUCCGGGAGGGGCUGGAAGGGCUGGUGCUGAAGGACGUGAAGGGAACUUACGAGCCUGGAAAGCGCCACUGGCUGAAAGUGAAGAAGGACUAUUUGAACGAGGGCGCCAUGGCCGACACAGCUGACCUGGUGGUGCUUGGGGCCUUCUACGGGCAAGGGAGCAAAGGUGGCAUGAUGUCCAUCUUCCUCAUGGGCUGCUAUGACCCGAGCAGCCAGAAGUGGUGCACGGUCACCAAGUGUGCAGGAGGCCACGACGAUGCAACGCUCGCCCGCCUGCAGACGGAACUGGACAUGGUGAAGAUCAGCAAGGAUCCCAGCAAGAUACCCAACUGGCUGAAAAUCAAUAAGAUCUAUUACCCUGACUUCAUUGUUCCAGACCCAAAGAAAGCUGCCGUGUGGGAGAUCACAGGGGCUGAAUUCUCGAAAUCUGAGGCUCACACAGCCGAUGGGAUCUCCAUCCGAUUCCCCCGCUGCACCCGAAUCCGUGAUGAUAAGGACUGGAAGUCUGCCACGAACCUCCCCCAACUCAAGGAGCUGUACCAGCUGUCCAAGGAGCGGGCAGCCUUCGCCAUAACGGCAGGGGAUGAGGGGAGCUCCGCCACAGGGGGCAGCAGUGGGGAGAACGAGGGCACCUCAGGGCCGGCUGUGCCUCACGCGGCCCCGAGAGCCUCCCCCAAGCAGCCUCCCACCAGCGCCAAGAAGGCUGGGGGCAAGCCGGGCGGCUGCACCAACAGAGGUGGCAACCCGCCAACUGCAAAGCCCUCCCCUGUGAGAGUGGGAGUGAAGCGGAAGGCUCCCGAUGCGACCCCGUGCCAAGCCAAGGUGCUGCUGGACAUCUUCACUGGAGUGCGGCUCUACCUGCCGCCCUCCACGCCAGACUUCAGCCGCCUCAGACGCUACUUUGUGGCAUUCGAUGGGGACCUGGUGCAGGAAUUUGAUGUGGGCUCAGCCACACACGUGCUGGGUGGCGGGGACCGGAACCCCGAGGCCCAGCAGGUCUCCCCGGAGUGGAUUUGGGCGUGUAUCCGGAAACGGAGGCUGGUGGCUCCUUGCUAGGACUGCCGCCUGCCCCUCCCUCGGGUGUACUCCCCACUGCACUGCUUCUGGACUGGGCGCCGGGCGGGCGGGCGGGCAGGCGCCGGCCGAACCCAGGGUGGGGGCCGCUCUCUCCACCAAGCUAUGCAUCUUCCAGAGCCCACCAGCCACGCGUGCUGUCUUCCAGACUGGAGUGAGUUGCUGUGUACCACCAGUGAAGUCAGGUUCUCCUGCCAGUUUACAUAGGUCUUUCAGAUCUGGGUGCUGGUUUUGACCUUUUUUUUUUUUUUUUUCUUUGAAAAGAAGCUUUUUUAAAAAAAGAAAACUGGAACCCCCUCGGAGUUAUCUUUGUCCUUCCCCAAACACCUCCUAUAAUUCUGGUGAUUAAGGAAUGGAGGGGAGGCUGGCUGUUGAAGUUCCCCUUCUACUUCCAGGCUCCUUUUAAAGUUGUAUUUAAAAGAGUAUCCUCAGAAAUGCUUAUAGUGGGCAAAACUUGUAUUCAGCCUGGCCAUUUUUGCCAGGAAUGAAAUUGCAUCUGAAAGAAAACAAAAUGGAUUUUUAUGUCUCGCUUCUCCGUGCUCUCCUGUUAAACAGUGUGUGGGUCCCGGUUUGAAGGGAGGGGAGCAGAACCAGGAAGGAUGGACAGGGAGGUGGUGUGGGCUCCGGGGCCGUGGGCUCAGGAGCCCACCCCAUCUGCAGACAGGACCGCUCUUUAGAAACCCACCUGAGGACAGAUCUCCGCAGCCUGCUUAUAGAGAACGCCUCCUGUGCCACUUGAGGUGGACUUACGUGAAUAAAGGGAAACCAGCAUAGACGAGUCCGGUUCAGAACUUUCUACGGCACCAGAAGCAGCAUCCUGGCAACCUCCAUUGGCCAAGGGGAACCAACCAAUUCAGCUGCUGAGCAUGUAGAACAUGCUGGUGACACAACCGAGAGCUGGACUUACCAUCUUCAGCUUCAAGUAGUCACGUGAGGCGAACGACGCUCACAGUGGACACUGCAGGUAGACAGAGCUGGUUCGAAGCAAGCCCUGAAAACUAAACGGCUGUCACCCAGAGGCACACGGACCGGAAGUGCACCUGAAUCACAAGGUUGCUGAAAAGAGGAAGUGGACUGAAGGUGCGGCCGCGCACAUGGUGAUCGAGAGUUGGGGAACUCAGCCCAGGUGUGUGGGCCCUGGCCUCUGCCUUCAGGGCCUGCGAGACACCACCACAGCCUCACGUCUGUGCAUUACUGUGUGCACUCUGGUCUGAGUGCAGGCUUCUCAUGUCAGCAUCUGGUUCUGAACUGGCUUCCAUCUAGUUCUGAGGGGCCAUCCUGUUUUUCCUUAUCAAUAGUCGGCAGGCUGCUUGUCCGACCCCUGGACGUGAGGUGACUGUGGAGUAUACCUGAGUAAGAGGCUAAGCAGGGGCCACUGCCUACCCCCUGCCUUCCAGGGUAAUCAGCUAAGGUCACUUCAGCCUGCCUGACCUGGGUUUCCACCUGCUGCUUGCAGUGUGUUAGGAGGAAGGGGCAGGGGGAGGUGCCCUGACGCUAGGCCAGGACAUUUGGGGUUUCUGAAUAGGCACCAUUCAGUCUGGCUUCACUGUUGAGAAUAAGACACUUUUUAUUCUAUCCUCUGUGGAGACAAAAGCUGCUGCUCCUCUGAGCACUGACCUACAUAAAUUUUCACCCCCUCUCCAGCCUCCUCAGGCCAGGCAGCUGGACAGAGCUCUCCCCUCAGGAUUUUGCCUUUGCUUGGCUGGUCUCCAGAGUGCACCCACGCAACAGAGGGGGUCAUUUCAGUCGUGAGCUCGGCCCCUCCCCACCUCGCUGGGUAUGUUGCUUCAGCUCAACGUUCAGGGUGUCGGUUUCCUUCCCGUCUUUCUGAUCCGUGUUCCUCUUUGCUGCUGAGAUUAUAUACGAUUUUGUAUCUCACAGACCAUAAGCAACAUCAUUUUAAACCUCCCCAGCAGGGUGCUGGAGGCCUGCCCUCCUUUGAGCCUUUGUUUACUCGCUGGUUGGCAGCAGGCAAGAGGUCACCCUGAGUGCUGAACGGGUCAGCCGCCCAGAACAAUGAGGACAGAGUGCUGUGGCUCAGCCUUGAGCUUCUACGCCCUUCUGGCAAGAUCCCUUCCUUCUGCAGUCACAGGGCAGAUCUGCGCUCAGUCCGGCUCUCCCAAAGGCUGUGCUCUCAGGAGUCCCCUCCCCUGCGCACUGGUCAGACAGGUGUACCCACCUGCACGGAGACAGGGCACGCUGCCCUCGAGGAGGGGCCGGCCUCUGAGCCGCAGUCCAGCCAUCUCCCGGGGUUGCCUGAAGACACCUGCGCACCCCACCCCGGCUGCCCUCAGACUCCUUUCCACCCACAUCUUGAAGGUCUGCUCCUACCAGAUCAGGGUCCAUGUCUGAACUCACUUGAUGCUGCUCUCUGGGCUUGGUCCUUUUUCCUGCCCAGUGCCCAUCCUCUUCUGGGCUUUCCCAUGCCCAAGGCCACAUGACCCAAGCAUCUCCAAAAACAGCAGUCUUGCAAGAGCAGGCCUGUGUGCAUACAGCCUGGGAUUAGCCUGUGGCUUGUGAACUCAGGUCAGUCUUAACUAUGACACCUGGCGUCCUCACACCAGAUUGGACAGGCAUCUAUGUUGAAACUUUAUUACAAAAUUAUAAAGCAGAGCUCUGUAACAAAAAAUACACAUUUGGGUUUCGUCUAACACCCAAGUAAGUCUGAGAAAAAUCUUAAUAUAAGCCACUUGAAAUAACACAUUCACGUCCAAAAGAUUUCAACAAAUUUAUACAAUAUACAUUGAGCACUAA